UCAGGAGAGUGUGUGAACUCCGCCGUGUGUGACACAUAGGACGUAGCGGGAUCCCCCGGCAGUAGCGGCGGCGGCAGCGCACCCGGGCGGCUCCGGAGCAGGGACAGCCAGGCGCCACACUCACAUUGUACUCCUUUAUAAGUGAUGAUGACUCUCGCCCUGCUCAUUAAUAGGGGCGGCGGGCAGGUGGAGAGGACGCAGGGCUGAGCGCCCGCAAAACUUUCCUGCUGCUGCCAGUGCCCACUGAGGGUCAGGGGGAGGUAACGUGGAGGGGGCGGUAAGAGAGCAACUAGGGGGCGCAAGUCCGAGCGGGGCAACUGAAAGAGGGGAAGCUAGGAGGGGCAACAAGCCAGGGGGCAAGGAGUGGGCAGAAAGCUAGGGGGGCAGCAAGGAGGGGCAAUUAGCCCAGGGGCAGGAAGGAGGUGAUCCGGGCGCACAGGGAGCGCAGUUAGCACCACGGGGGAGGUCAAUAAGGGAUCAAUAAGCAGCAUUUUGUCAGGCAGCAUGAUGUCUCCGGCGGCUCAGCCCUCCUCUCCAGCAUGUCAUGUCUCAGUCGGGCUGCCUGGCAGAUCAGCAGAGGAGGCGCAGCGCGAGCAGCUGUAGAGAAGGCACCAGCCGCCGCCGCAGCCCGGGGAGCGCUAAGCCCGGCGCAGGGCACAGAGGCGCAGCCACGGGGCAGCCCCGCGACACCAUGCCGGCCAUCAAGAGGGAGAGACCGGAUCGCGAGGAACUAGCCCUGGCAGCCUUCAACCAACCCAUGGACACUAUCCCCGGAUACCUGACCGCUGCUAUCCCCGUGGUGACCCCGCAUCCUCCAGCCUACGAGCACCUCUUCGCCACCCAUGCCCACCGGGCGUACCUGGGCUUACACGAGCCCCACCACCCGCCUCUGCCUGAUGACCUCAUGCUGGAGAGGUUCUCCUCCAUCCCGGACUUCCAGCCCCUCUUUGAUCAGGGGGAGCCCUGCAUAGAGGUGGAGUGCGGCGAGAACAAGGCGCUGCUCUACAUCCAGAAGUUGUGCCAGGGCAGCAAGGGGCCCUCCAUCCGCUACCGGGGAGAGUGGCUCACCCCCAACGAGUUCCAGUUUGUAAGUGGACGGGAGACGGCCAAGGACUGGAAGCGGAGCAUCAGGCACAAAGGGAAAAGUCUGAAGACUCUUAUGUCAAAAGGAAUCUUACAGGUACAUCCUCCAAUCUGUGAUUGCCCUGGGUGUCGAAUUUCGUCUCCAGUGAAUCGGGGGCGACUAGCUGAGAAAAGAACUAUCCCACUUCCACCUAGCCGGAUACCGAAAAAGGAACCCUGCUCUCUGUUCUCCCCAGGGGAUGAGAGUCCCAAAGGCAAUGGAGAAAUCCAUUCUGUAAAGCUGGAAGAGGAUCUGCACAUUAGUAUCAUGAAAAGAAGGAUACGAGCGCAUUGGGACUUAAACAUCUCCUUCCAAGACUCCUCCUGCAGCCGCGAUAGUGACCUUACCAGCAUCAUCUCCAACCUUCAUCAGAGCCACCAACUCGUUAUGCCUGAGAAUCAGAGUAAGAGAAACAGUCAUCAGCUCAGUUUUUCAUCUACCGAUGACUUUUUAGGCAAGAAGCGAGAAUGCUCUCCCAACAGUAACAGCGAGUGCCCACUGGAAAGCAAGAAAGCCAGAAGCGAGUCUCCGAAGGAAAACUCCCAAACUCCUUUGCUGGAGGAGCAAUUGGCUCAAAUGACCCCCGAGGAGCACUACAGACGUAUGAUGUCAGCACUUAAUGAGCAUGGUGGUUUUGAGGAGCAGCAGCAACGGCUGUACCAACUGGCCAACACCAUGGCAGUACCUACUCACAGCGAUCUGCUUCGGGCUCGACAAGAAGUGGCAGCUGCUGUGGUGCGAAACCCAGGAGCAAUGGAAGCUCACAUCCCCACCUCCAGCAGCUCCUCAAGCCAGAGGAGGAAGCAAGGCCUGCCGCAGCACCGGGACACGUCCCACUUCACCGACAGGGAGCUAUCUCACCCGCCUCCACUGUUGUCACCACAAAAUGCCCCUCACAUUGCCUUGGGGCCCCACCUGAGACCACCUUUCCUUGGGGUGCCCUCCUCCUUGUGUCAGAGUCCAGGUUAUGGUUUCUUGCAACCAGCCCAAGCUGAAAUGUUUGCAAGACAGCAGGAAAUUCUACGGAAGCAGAACUUGGCCAGACUUGAAAUGUCUGCAGAAAUUAUACGCCAGAAGGAGCUGGAGAAUCUACACAGACAGCGACUGCUAGCUGGUGAUCCACUGACGCUUCACCCGGGUUUACCUCCUGACCACCCUGCAUUGCGCAACAUGCAUGAGCUCCCCGAGGGUCACCCAUUAAGAGAGGAACUUUCCAGAAGGAAUGCCAUGCUUGUCUUAAGACACAACAACACCCCAUUACUCUCUCUGAAUCAUCAUGGGGGCCAUAGUGUGCCUCCUCCCAAGGAGUCCCAGACUGGUAGGAGGACCAGUCGAAAGUCUGCUCAUCACCGGAUGGAGCCUCAAGGAAACCACAGUGAAACAAAGGAACUCUUGGAUCAACGUGUAAGGGAGGGGGCAUCUGAUGGAAAUGAUGAGGAGAUGAAAGAUUCAGAGAGCGAAGCAGAGGAGAAGACAGACAGUCUAAGGGGUGAGCGUGGUGCCUCCUCCUCAUCCCAUGAACUGCAAGAGGGUAAAGAUCCUCUCAAAGGAGCAGAGUCUCUAAAAGAGUCAAAUGACUCUCACACCCACCAAAGCCUGUCAUGUGUUCCAUCAGAGUCACCUACUAAUCUUUUGGGACCAGGAAUCAACAAAGGAGAUGCAAAAUAUUUGCCCUCCAGCUCAGUGCCUCCACCUCAGCCAUUUCCUUUUGGUUUCCCCUAUGCUGUCAACCCUUAUUUCCACACAGGUGCCAUGGGGGGGCUCUUCCUGGAUGGAGAGGAGAGUGUGGUGCUGGAGGACCUCAGCAAGUGGACAGUGGAGGACGUCUGCAGCUUUGUAGGCAGUCUGUCUGGCUGUGCUGAAUACACACAGGUUUUCCGGGAGCACUGUAUAGAUGGGGAGACUUUGCCGCUAUUGACUGAGGAGCACUUACUGAAUAACAUGGGUCUGAAGCUUGGCCCAGCACUAAAGAUCAGAGCACAGGUUGCUAAAAGAAUUGGACGAGUCCUCUACAUGGCAAGUUUUCCAGUGGCAUUCCCCCUGCAGCACCCGAGCCUCCGACCAGACAGAGACCUGACAAGCAAUGAAAUUAGACCGCCCUCUACUGGCAGUGCUGGAUCUCCCUUCCCCAGUGCACUCCUUCCCCCGAGCCGCAUCUCACCGAAACACGAGAAUGGCAAUGCAGCAUACUUAAAUGAACCUGCUAAAUCUCUCUCUUAACCGUGCUCUGUCAUAUAGCUGGAUACAUUAACCUCUGCGUUGUGGAAGCCGGAGCUUUGAACCAGAAGGGAUACUUUUCUUCUGGGUAGCUGCUAUCCCUUCAGCUGCUUGAGAGACUAAAUAACUGAGAGGGUUUGCAUACAGUGUAAAGAAAAGGGGGGAAAAAAGCAAAUAAUGGAAAAGCCCUGCACCUUCAACGGGUGAAACAGAUAAAUAUAUGUAUGUAUAUAUUUUUAUUUUCCAUUGACACCUUUGUAUAGCGAUCAAAGAGAGAUUGGUGGACGACCAUAUUCCAGCAUUCACUGGAAAUUUGCAGAAGAUUAAACGAGAGGGACAAGGAUAACAAAACUUGGCGGAUGGAACAAGUGAGACUGGCACGGUCCUACCCGGCCUCAUCUAUAACUGCAGCCACAAGGGAUACCACCACCAAACAGCAGAAUAAUAAAGGCAAUGAAACAUACUGUAAGACUAAACCAAGGAUCCUGAAAGGCUUUCGGUUUGUGGGUAUUUGUGUGUUUGUCUGCCUCGCCCCGCUUUCCUAUGCAGCUCCAGCAACUUAAUAUUGUACCAAAGAGUAACCGCGCUGCCUUGCUCCUGGCUGGCGUCGGUACAUUGCUGGAAUUGGGUUCUCUUUUAGUCUCUACUGCACCUUUAGUUUCUAACCCAUCCUUGAUACCCUGAAAUAGAUGAGUGUCCCACGCAUUCUGCCUUGUUUUACUUCGCUUAAGUGAAGGAGUGGGAUAAGGGGGAUCGACAUAUUCUUCAUCUGCUUUGGACAAUCUUUAAUCAGCCCCUUUGGUAGUGAGUCUCCUAAUGGACAGCAACAACCUGGCAGGCGAUGACUGUCAUGGACUCUGGGGUGGGACUGCUGAACUACUGCAAAUGGACAGAAAUGCCAUGUUACCCUCGAGUUCUGUCAUGGGCACCCUGUGAUACAGGCUGAUAUGGUACGCACCCAUGUGAGGGUUUUUUUUUUUUUUUUAAUUUUCGGUUUUGUUUACAUGUUUUGGCAUCAUCUAUCCAUGCUCAUCCACAGAUGUUCAUUUCUAUUGGAAUUGUAGAUCAGCGGUACAGUUAGCAAUUUUUUUUUUUGUUAUUAAAACUCCGACCUUAACAGAUCACAGAGUAUGCUGCAUAGCAGCAGAUGCAAAUAAAUGAAAACUUAUUCAAGUCA
This is a messenger RNA of Bufo gargarizans (Asiatic toad), 4517 nucleotides long. RefSeq names its product sterile alpha motif domain containing 11 (gene SAMD11). The record is from RefSeq and is a predicted model, not a curated record. Gene Ontology annotation, biological process: positive regulation of transcription by RNA polymerase II. Gene Ontology annotation, molecular function: RNA polymerase II cis-regulatory region sequence-specific DNA binding; DNA-binding transcription activator activity, RNA polymerase II-specific; protein binding. NCBI's taxonomy places the organism in Eukaryota, Metazoa, Chordata, Amphibia, Anura, Bufonidae. The transcript is spliced from 14 exons. Bases 545 to 3343 code for a protein of 932 amino acids.